ACUAAAGCAAACGUUAUCAAAAACAAAAUAUCCAUUCCAUUCCAUUGCAUCACACUUUCCACACAAUCCUCCAACAAUUUCAUUGCGGCGUUGAAAUUCAAGAAAAUGGAACAAGGAAAGCAAGGAGCAAUGGUGUUGAAAGGUUUACCACAACAACUUCAAAACCCAAUUGACCAAAUUCAAACUCGUUACAAACACUUAGAAAAUGGUUUCAAGCUUUGGCUUUCUAAACAGUCCAUCGCCGUUGAAGCCGCCGUCGUUACCACAACCGGCGCCGCUCAAGGUGCCGCUAUUGGUGCUUUCCUGGGUACUCUCACCGGUGAUGCAUCUUCCGCUUUUCCUACUCCUCCACCUAAUGCUUCUCUUAACCCUCAAGCCAUGGCUUCUCUUCAACAAGCACAGGCUCUUGCUGGAGGUCCAUUGAUUCAGGCUCGGAAUUUUGCUAUUUUGACUGGUGUGAGUGCUGGUAUUACUUGUGUUUUGAGAAGGUUGAGAGGAAAGGAAGAUGUUAAAUCUAGCAUGGCGGCAGCUUUUGGUUCUGGGGUCACGUUUUCGUUGGUAAGUGGUAUGGGUGGACCAAAUAAAGUAGGAAAUGCAGUCACAUCUGGACUAUUCUUUGCACUCUUUCAAGGUGGGGUUUUCCAGAUAGGACAAAAGUUUUCUCGACCACCUGCUGAAGAUGCUGACUAUGCUAAAACAAGAAACAUGUUGCAAAACCUUGGUCUUCAGAAUUACGAGAAGAAUUUUAAGAAAGGCUUAUUAUCAGACAACACUUUGCCUCUACUCAAUGACAGCGCUCUGAGAGAUGUGAAAAUUCCUCCAGGACCCAGACUUUUGAUUCUUGACCACAUCCAUAGGGACCAAGAUUUGAGAGAGAAACGAGGAAGCCGCUGUUAACUGACAUGCAUAAUCUCCUACCUCCGAACUACAAGUGGUGAAAAGCAUAGGAUAGGGAGUUUGCAUCGCAGAUGAGUUUUGUCAUUUUUGUUUAUCAUGCUUUAUGUUCCAUUGUUGUUGCAGUGUACUUGAUAAAAUUUGGUUAACUAGUCAUAUUUUGGUUGCCCUGAAACGCAAAUGGGCUCAAAAGCAAAUUAUGGUGCAUGGAUUUGUUUACUUUAAAUAAGAUAAGUCAUUGUUUGUGGAAGAAUUAUAACGAUCGAUUAUGCGUGAA
Molecule: messenger RNA, 1171 nt
Organism: Medicago truncatula (barrel medic)
Lineage: Eukaryota; Viridiplantae; Streptophyta; Magnoliopsida; Fabales; Fabaceae
Product: chloroplastic import inner membrane translocase subunit HP30-2
Exons: 6
Coding region: 106-897 (263 amino acids)
Biological process (GO): protein targeting to chloroplast; protein insertion into mitochondrial inner membrane
Cellular component (GO): TIM22 mitochondrial import inner membrane insertion complex; chloroplast inner membrane
Molecular function (GO): transmembrane protein transporter activity; protein binding
Source: RefSeq, a predicted model, not a curated record